AUUUCGCUUCGCUCUGCUUAAUCAAAGCAGCAUUACUGUGAUACGUCAAGCCCCAACUGUAAAUUCGCUAGGUGCGGCACUUUUGCACACAACACUCUACCACCGAAUUAGCGGCCCACAACCACGAUGCAGCUCCACGCCAGCAGCCGCGCCGCUCUGCGGCAGGUGCAGCGCAACUGUGUCGCUGCCCCGACAGCCUGUGGCUCUCGGUGCCAGCGUGCUCGGUGCUCGAUUCCGCAACUUGCGGCGACCUCGGCCCCGCGCCUGCCUUCGCCCCUGUUCAGCGAGCGUCACGCAAUUGGGCAGUAUCGCAAUGUGUCUGCUCGCGCUGCGGCCCCCGAGGUUGCGGAGGCGAAGCCGGCUGACGACCGACUGCCUGUGACGGUGAUCACGGGUUUCCUGGGCAGUGGCAAGACCACGCUGCUGAACCACAUCCUGUCCAGCCGCGAGCACGGCAAGCGCAUCGCCAUCAUCGAGAACGAGUUUGGUGAGAUCGACAUCGACAGCAGCCUGGUGGUGAACCAGGUGGCGCUGGAGGGCGGCAGCGGCGCAGACACGGUCACCACACUGGCCAAUGGCUGCCUGUGCUGCACGGUCCGCGGCGACCUGAUCAAGGCGCUCAACAACCUGUACACGCGGCGGAAGGACAUCGACCACGUCAUCAUUGAGACCACUGGCCUGGCCAACCCCGCCCCCAUCAUCACCUCCUUCUACGCCGACCCCGACCUGCCCUCCCGCGUCAAGCUGGAUGGCGUGGUCACCGUGGUGGACGCACUCAACAUCAGCCGGCACCUGGACACCAAGGACGCCGACCCCGAGAAGGUGUCGGAGGCGGUGGAGCAGGUGGCCUACGCCGACCGCCUGCUCAUCAACAAGACCGACCUGGUGACUCCCAAGCAGCUGUCGGAGUUGGAGGGCCGCCUGCGCGCCGUCAACGCCCUGGCGCCCUUCAAGACCAGCCAGAAGAGCAAGGUGGAUGUGGACUACGUGAUUGGUGUGGGCGGCUACGAUCUGUCCAACGUGGAGAAGGAGCUCAACCUGACUCUGUCGGGCCACCACCACCACGACCACCACCAUGACCACGACCACGACUGCAGCGGCUCCAACUGCUCGCACGAGAGCCACAAGCACGACCACGCUCACGACCACGACCACGACUGCGCCGGCGCCGACUGCUCCCACGAGUCCCACAAGCACGAGCACGGUCACGCACACGCGCACAGCCAUGACCACGACCACGCGUCUCACAGCCACUCGGACUCGGAGCACAACUGUGCCGGCGCUAACUGCUCCCACGAGAGCCACAAGCACGAGCAUCACCACCACGAGGAGGAGAAGAAGGUGGUUCACGACGACCGCGUGUCAUCAGUGAGCUUCCAGUUUGACGGCGAGAUGGACCUGGACAAGGUCAACUACUCUCUGGGCUUCCUCCUGGAGACCCGCGCGGAGGACAUCUACCGCAUGAAGGGCAUCCUGGCUAUUGCGGGCUCCGAGUACCGCUUCGUGUACCAGGGCGUGCACCAGGUGUUUGAGGGCGUGCCCGACCGCAAGUGGCUGCCGGGCGAGCCGCGCACCUGCAAGAUGGUGUUCAUCGGCAAGUACCUGCUGCCCGAGGACUUCCGCGAGGCCUUUGAGAGCUGCCUGGUCAAGAAGGAGGACAAGCAGCCCGCGCCCGUGGCCUAGGCGGCCCAAGAGGUGGUGCGGGAGGCAAUGGGGAGGAGGUGGGGGGAGGCUGUGGCUGUGGCUGUGGCGCAAAGGAGGAGGUGGUCGUGGCUGGAGGAGGGGGAGGGUUGUAAAUACCAGCUCAAAACUAAAGGCGAAGGGAGGGAGAGGGAUGAGGAGGAUGCCUGGCUGCAGGUAGCCAGGUGGGAUGGGGAACCGGGAGGCGGGAGGCCGCGGCUCAGGCGGCGAGUGGUGCGGGGUUCAGUACCGUAAACGAAGUGGUCGGUACCGGGAAUGGGAAUUGGCUGAAAAGUGCCGUGAGUGCAGUGUGCAGGUGCACCCUGUACCACUGCCGGCACGGCAUGUGUGUGUGUGUGUAUGUCAGUGUGUACACAUCCUCCUGAGGAAUGAUAUGAGAGGUCAAAGCGUAAGACUGAGUGCAUGGGGCUCUGGCUGGCUCUGAUCGUGGGCUCUCCGCUCUCGCCAGGUCACCACCGCGGACUGCAACCGCGGCUGCAAGCCUGCAAGGAACCCCAGCACGAGACCAUUUCCAGCAAGCUGAGACCGUGUGCGGCACUGCAUUUUACAAGUUGCACGGAAGGAUCUGGCAGGGCAAGAUACAAUUGUGCAAUCCACAUUCCAGA
Molecule: messenger RNA, 2306 nt
Organism: Chlamydomonas reinhardtii
Lineage: Eukaryota; Viridiplantae; Chlorophyta; Chlorophyceae; Chlamydomonadales; Chlamydomonadaceae
Exons: 15
Coding region: 127-1683 (518 amino acids)
Cellular component (GO): cytoplasm
Source: RefSeq, a predicted model, not a curated record